Messenger RNA from Ostreobium quekettii, 876 nucleotides. NCBI's taxonomy places the organism in Eukaryota, Viridiplantae, Chlorophyta, Ulvophyceae, Bryopsidales, Ostreobiaceae. The record is from the annotation of a GenBank genome assembly.
AUGCCGCUCUCUGGCGCGCAUUUCGCCCUUUCCGCCAUCCCCGCCAAUCCCAUCCCCUGCCCCGUGACCUUCACCCCGCUUGGCCUUGCCCGCGGCCUCCCCGCCCAUUGCCUCCCGCGGCGCGGCGCCCUGCGCCCUCCCCCGCGCGCCGGCGCAGGGUACGGCGUGUCCCCGCGGGCCGCUACCAAGGAUGAGGUCUACCAGGGCGUGUACGGCCCGUGGAGCAUCGAGCCCAGGGACGAGGCAGAGGUGGCGGUGUACAGGGCGGGCCUGUCAGUGGCCGCCCUGUGCCUGGCGCUGGGCACGGCGGCGGCUCUCGUGCCGGAGGCCUGGGACGCCCACCUCGCCGCGGCCGGGCUGCUCAACCCGCUGUGCCUGGCCGGGGGGGCGGCCAUGGGGGUGUCGCUGAUCUUCAUCCACAUCUACGCCACGCCCCUGAAGAGGUUCCUGCAGGCGCUGUGGGGGGCCGGCGUGGCCGGGAGCGUGUACCUGAUGCUGACCCAGCCCGAGCCGCUGCCGAUCUACGUUGCGCACAACCCGGGGGCCGUGUGGCUGGUGGGGCCGUUCUUCGCGGCCGUGACGGGCUUGGCGUUCAAGGAGGGGCUGUGCUACGGCACGCUGGACGCCGCGCUGCUGUUUUUCUUAACUCCAGCAUUUUUGCUGGGCCACCUGUCGGGGGCAGCGUCGGAGGGGGUGGAGCGAGGGCUGGCGGUGGCGAUGGUGUUGCUUUGUGGCGUGUUUGCCGCGAGGAAGUACAGCCAGCCGGUGAAGGACGACAUCGGGGACAAGUCGGUGUUCGACUUCCAGAAGCUUCCGCCUCAGGAGCAGGAGGCCCUGCUGAGGAAGCUGGAGGCCGCGGGGCGCGACGCUGAGUGA